Messenger RNA from Triticum turgidum subsp. durum (durum wheat), 360 nucleotides. The record is from the annotation of a GenBank genome assembly. NCBI's taxonomy places the organism in Eukaryota, Viridiplantae, Streptophyta, Magnoliopsida, Poales, Poaceae.
AUGACCAUUGACCGCCGCGCCCGCGCAGCCCCGCGCGCGGAGGAGCGCCCGAGCCACGGCCGCUUCCUCCGCCCCGGCGCGCUCGCCCGGCUCCGGGACUGCAGGAUCGUCGCCCGCUCCCUGCGGUCGGCGGCGGCGCGCCUCCCGAUCCCGUCCGCCCCUCCGUCCCCCGCGGCGGAGCAGCAGAGGCAGGACGGCGUGCCGCACUUCCUGGUGGGGCCCACGAGGGGCCUCUGCGGCGCGGCGCGGUACCCGCUCAGGAGGAGGAUGGCCGCGGCGAGGUGCGUGGUGUUCUUGCCGCCGCCGGAGGCGUUCCUGGACGCGCCCGCGCCGUCGUGGGUCCUCGCCACCGCGCGCUGA